UCGAAAUAUUGUGUACACUUAAAAACAAAAAAUAUAUACAUGAUCGUGAACAGCCUUUUGAUCAAAACAUUGCACGCGGCAACGCUUUCAGGCACUUACAGUAUAGCUAGAAAUAUGUCCGGAGUUGUCGAAAAUACAAUCAGAAACAAGCUACAAACUUCUUUAGGAACCAAGCACCUCGAAAUUAUCAAUGAGUCCUACAUGCACAACGUGCCGAAAGGCGCGGAGACACAUUUCAAAGUUGUUGUAGUGUCUGAUAAAUUCGAUGGAUUACCCUUGAUAAAGCGGCAUAGACUAGUGAAUGACAUUUUGAAGGAGGAGUUGCAGACUGGUGUCCAUGCUUUGUCCAUAGUAGCAAAAACUCCAGAGCAAUGGGACAGCAGCGACAAGGUGGUUGAAAGCAGCCCUAACUGUAGAGGAGGAUUUGGAAAAUAA
Messenger RNA from Cydia amplana, 435 nucleotides. Its product is annotated as bolA-like protein DDB_G0274169. Gene Ontology annotation, cellular component: mitochondrion. NCBI's taxonomy places the organism in Eukaryota, Metazoa, Arthropoda, Insecta, Lepidoptera, Tortricidae. The transcript has 3 exons. Bases 40 to 435 code for a protein of 131 amino acids. The record is from RefSeq and is a predicted model, not a curated record.